Messenger RNA from Nicotiana attenuata, 768 nucleotides. RefSeq lists its product as uncharacterized. The record is from RefSeq and is a predicted model, not a curated record. Lineage: Eukaryota; Viridiplantae; Streptophyta; Magnoliopsida; Solanales; Solanaceae. Bases 1 to 768 code for a protein of 255 amino acids. The transcript is spliced from 2 exons.
AUGACCACAAUCAGAUGCAUAUUGGCCACUGCAGUAAAGAAAGGAUGGGGUCUAUACCAAUUGGAUUUGAAUAAUGCUUGCUUACAUGGAGACCUAAAUGAAGAAGUGUAUAUGAAAUUCCCACCUGGGAUAGUACCUGCUUCACCUACUCAUGCAUUGGCUAUCUAUGUGCAUGAUAUACGCUUGACAGGAAAUGAUAGUGCAGAAUUACAUGCAUUGAAAGAAUUUCUCAAUAAAGAAUUCAAAAUUAAAGAUCUCGAGGACUUACAUUUUUUUCAAGGGAUGGAAGUUAUCCGAGAAAAGGAUGGAUCCAUCCUUUCUCAGCGCAAAUUCACUUUAGACCUUCUCCAAGAAUUUGACUCCCUCCAUUUAUCACCUGUUUCUUCUCCACUUGAUCCAUCUACUCGUCUGUCUGCUCAAACAGGGAAACUACUGAAGGAUCCCACCUUGUAUCGUUAUCUCCUUAGAAAACUUAACUACCUCACUCACACCCGGCCAGACUUGUCCUUCACAGCCCAACACCUCAGCCAGUACAUGCAGGACCCAAGACAACUACACCAAGAUGCAGCGUUCUGUGUGCUUCGUUAUUUGUUCAAAGAUCCUGGGCUUGGGCUCUUUAUGUCUUCUACCUCAUCCUUCAAGCUACUAGCUUUUUGUGAUUCAGAUUGGGCAACAUGCCCGGACUCGAAGAAGUCAGUGAGUGGUUUUUACAUUUCCCUUGGAAAUCCAAGAAGCAAACUUCAAUCUCGCUCAGUUCGGCUGAGGUAG